Messenger RNA from Plodia interpunctella (Indianmeal moth), 1405 nucleotides. RefSeq names its product Ubiquitin-fold modifier 1 (gene Ufm1). Lineage: Eukaryota; Metazoa; Arthropoda; Insecta; Lepidoptera; Pyralidae. Gene Ontology annotation, cellular component: cytoplasm; nucleus. The coding region runs from base 240 to 1298 and encodes 352 amino acids. The transcript has 5 exons. The record is from RefSeq and is a predicted model, not a curated record. Gene Ontology annotation, biological process: protein K69-linked ufmylation.
AGUUGACAUGCGUGCAACGUCAUCUGUCUGACUGUCAUUCUUUCUGGCCUUGAACGAUCGAGUUUGUAAGAUUGCUAUUUAUUUGUGGCUAUUUGUCUUGGUUCUUCUUGUAUAUUUCACGUGUAAUUAUAACCAUGUCUAAAGUUACUUUCAAGAUAACCCUGACUUCAGAUCCAAAACUGCCUUUUAAAGUAUGCUGAAGAAAUUAAAGACUUACAUUGAAGUUACAUCGCUGUAUCAUGGAGGCAGCUGUAUUGCGACAAUUCCUGGACUUUUUCCAAGACUUCCUUUGCCUCUGUCAAACAGAAAACUGGCCCACAAAUGAAACCUCUGAGGAGGAAAUAAAAAAUGCUUUUGUUAUCGCGAACCACAUCGAAAGUUGUUUAAAUAAACUCCAUAAAAAGGACAUUGUAACAGAGUUCCUUACGAUUUUACAAAGUGAACAAGAUUUCCCUGACUAUUUUUUAAAAACAUGUUUUGCUGACCCCCAAAACUAUGUCCUGAAAAAAAUUAUACAGUCACAGACAAAAAUUAUACAAAUGGACAUCGCUUUUAAGAUAUUUUUAGAGAUGUUCUCCAAAGAGAAGUUAGAGAAAUGUCUCGCUGAUAUAAUGCUAGAGACUGCAUCAAAAGAGACUUUAUUGCGGCAUAUUCCCAAUGAAAUACCAAAGGAGAAGAUUUUAGAAUUUAAAAGUCAGAUUUUGCUAUCUGAGUUGAACAGUUGUGAACACCCAAAAGAUGUUUUGUUGGAUAUGUUUAAUGCUUUAAAUCAGGAUAACAUGAACUUAUUAGUUAUAAGCAUUAUAAAUAAAGAUGUGACAUAUCUUAAAUCUGUAAAUAGUAUAGUAAAUGUAUUCACAGAUGUGAUAUCAAGAAAAAGUUAUAUUAAUAAGUCAUUAUGGAAAUAUCUUUUUAGCGUCGACGAAAAGUAUUUUUUACAGUUAUGUAUAGAUCACAUGGAUUUGUUUAAAUUGAUUGUGAGAGCUUUAGUGGAUUGCGGGAGGCUGUUGAAGGAGAAUAUGUCGGCAGAAUUCUUUUACAUAGACCUGACAUAUACUCAAUUAGUGGGGGUAGUCAAGAGAAUUUGUGUGGAUGAAAAUUUGAAGUCUCAGCGUGCCCGAAGCGACGCCGUUCACAGCAGUACUGAAGUUCGCAGCGGAGGAGUUCCGAGUGGAGCCUGCCACCAGCGCGGUCAUCACAGACGACGGCAUCGGCAUCAACCCGCAACAGACUGCAGGAAAUGUCUUCCUGAAGCACGGCUCAGAACUGAGACUAAUUCCACGAGACAGAGUGGGUAACCGGACGUAAGCGCAAAUAUUCCAUUAAUUUAAGUUUAUUACUUUAUACACCUUACAGAUAAUAUAUUUAUGUUUAUGUGUAAUUAAAUGUUUUUAUAAAAAAGAUA